Molecule: messenger RNA, 1421 nt
Organism: Aspergillus neoniger CBS 115656
Lineage: Eukaryota; Fungi; Ascomycota; Eurotiomycetes; Eurotiales; Aspergillaceae
Exons: 2
Coding region: 9-1211 (400 amino acids)
Source: RefSeq, a predicted model, not a curated record
CUCUGGUGAUGACACUGGUGAUGACACUGGUGACGACUCUGGCGAUGACUCUGGAUGAUACCGGAGAUGACACUGGUGACGACACUGGUGACGACUCUGGCGACGAUUCUGGCGAUGACACUGGAGACGAUACCGGCGAUGAGUCUGGAGAUGACUCCGGCGAUGACACUGGCGAAGAUACUGGUGAUGACACUGGAGACGAUACCGGAGACGAUACCGGAGACGACUCUGGUGACGAGUCUGGUGAUGAUACUGGCGACGACACUGGCGACGGCACUGGAGACGAUACCGGAGAUGAUUCUGGUGACUCUGAUGAUGGCUCAGCUACCACUACCUCGCCUGCCACUUCAUCCUCCGCUUCUCCAGCUGCCAGCUCAAGCGCAGCUGUCUCGGAACUGUGCAGCCCGCAAUGCACUGAAUGCCUGUCAACUGACACGACCGAUACCUCAAGCACGUCAUUUAGACGGUCCGGUCUAUUCAGCAGAGGGCUGACUCAAAGGGCCUCCAGCUUCCUCACCUGGAUGUCCACCCAGAUGCAGACCGCACAGCCCCUUGCUAAGAGCACUAGCGGCGUAACUACAUCCACAUCCGUUGUUUUUGGCAGCGGUACAAGCAGCCUUUCCCAGGCCAAUGUUCGCGGAUGUACUGUUCUCUACGUUGUCUCCAAGUACGCUGUGUACGAGGCGCACCUGUGGGAAUCCCCCGGAUUUGUGUCGAGCCAGAACGGCACUGUCGCCUUCAACGAGCAGGCAUUCCAGACCAACAUCAUCAGCUACCUGACGAACGACGUGAACCUCAAGCUGCCACAGCUCACCGGCUCCGCCGCGUACCCCGACCCUGGCACUGAGAUUUACAUUGGCACGCCUGUUGCCGCCAACGGACAAGGCGCAAAGUACGCGUCUCAAAUCUCGCGCAUCGCAUCAACAGUCAACCAAGCUCUUGGGCUGACUUCUGAGCCGGCUGAAUACUACUACACGCCCACUGGCACGGAUGGUGAAAACAACUGGCUGUUCCAGUACAACGAGAACGCCUGCAACAAACCUGUGUGGCAAAUUUUGUAUGGUGGUGUGGCGGAUAAUGCGCUGUGGUCAUCCAGCCAGACAUCUAGCUCCUGCGCCUCUAGUGCGGCGACGCCUUCUCGCACACCAGGAGUUCCUGCCUAUACCCCGUCCACCAUGAUGGUUAUGCCUAAAGCGACUCCUGCUUAUUAGCGGGGCUGCUAUUAAUUGAUCAAACUCGAGCAUGAGCUGAGCCUUGCUGCCAAUCUUGGACUUGUUGUCCUCCUUUUUCUGUACGAUGCCUCCACACACUCUCUUGUUUCUGUACGAUGCUUCACACAUUCUCUUGCUAUGUUACCUUCUUACCUUCAUUCACAAAUCUUGCUUACGCUUUCUUACACUCACUUGCUUAUCUUAUUGUCC